CAGAAGGGAUGAAGAAAAUUCCUUCAUCCAAGAGGGAAACGGCUGCUGCCUUUCUCAAGAAGGGAGAACACACGGAUGUAAAAAGACAAACAUGUCAAGCAGUUCCUGGAUCUCUUGAUUCCAGCAGAAAGCUGACUCUGCCUCACUGCAGUCACACCUCAUUAAACAUUGAUACAACUGUGGGUCGGAGGAAGGAGGACCGGGCCGUCGGAUCAAUGAACGAAUCGGUUUCAGCGAGGGUCUGGUGAUGAAACACAAAACCAAGGGUGUGAGACAGAGAGACAAAUACAUGGAGGGAGGUCGCCAAAGAGUUUGGCUUUAACUCCAAUGGUUUCUCUAUUUAUGUGAACCGCAACAAAACUGGAGAGAUUUUAUCUCAGAACAAAAGUCUGAGUUUUCUCAAAAUUAAACAUGGCGACAUGCUGUUCCUGUUCCCCUCAGCAGCGUCUUCCUCCUCGGGGGAGGUGAUGGAUACGGCCCUGCCCCACACGUCCUCCUCUCUGCCAUUCUUCUCCUCCUCCUCAACCUCCUCCACAGCCAUCCCUCGCUCCUCUUCUGCUCCUCAGAUCCAGGAGGACGAGAUCGAUCAGUAUCUGACCAAGCAGGACGGAAAGAUCUACAGGAACAGAGACCCACAGCUAUGUCGUCACGCGGCCCUGGGAAAGUGUGUGCACUGUGUUCCGUUAGAGCCUUUUGAUGAAGACUACCUGAAUCACCUCGACCCGCCGGUCAAGCACAUGUCAUUCCACGCAUACCUCCGCAAACUGACGGGUGGAGCAGAUAAAGGGAAAUUUGCUGCUCUGGAGAACAUCAGCUGUAAGGUCAAGUCAGGCUGUGAAGGUCACCCCCCCUGGCCCGACGGCAUCUGCACCAAGUGUCAGCCCAGUGCCAUUACACUCAACAGACAGAAAUACAGACACGUGGACAACAUCAUGUUUGAGAACCACACCAUUGCUAACCGCUUCCUGGACUUCUGGAGAAAGACGGGCAGCCAGAGGAUGGGCUUCCUGUACGGCAGGUACACUGAGCACAAGGACAUCCCUCUGGGUAUCAGAGCUGAGGUGGCCGCCAUCUACGAACCCCCCCAGAAUGCCACUCAGAACAGCCUGGAGCUGCUGGAAGAUCCCAGAGCCGCGGCCGUGGACGAGAUCGCUGCCAAACUGGGGCUGUGUAAGGUGGGCUGGAUCUUCACAGACCUUAUCUCUGAGGACACAAGAAUAGGAACUGUCCGCUACACCAGAAACCAGGACUCUCACUAUCUGAGUGCAGAGGAGUGCAUCACGGCUGGAUUCUUCCAGAACAAGCACUCGAACCCCUGCAGGCUGUCACGUGAUGGAUACUUUGGUUCCAAGUUUGUGACAGUGGUGGCUACAGGAGGUCCAGACAACCAGGUCCACUUUGAAGGGUACCAGGUGUCCAACCAGUGCAUGGCUCUGGUCAGAGACGAGUGUCUGCUGCCCUGCAAAGAUGUCCCAGAGCUAGGCUACGCUAAAGAGUCCAGCCCAGAACAGUACGUCCCAGACGUCUUCUUCAAGGACAAAGACAAAUUUGGGAACGACGUGACGUUCCUGGCGCGGCCUCUUCCUGUGGAGUACCUGAUCAUAGACAUCACCACCACCUUCCCCAAGGACCCUCAGUUCACCUUCUGCUCCACUCAGAAUUUCCCCAUCGAGAACAGAGACCUCCUGGGGGAGACGCAGGACUUCCACACUUUGGCCUCCCACCUGUCCCAGUGCUCCUCGUCCUCCUCCACCUUCCUGGACGUGGUGUCGGACUUCCACCUACUCCUCUUCCUGGUCACUAACGAAGUCAUGCCCCUGAGGGACAGCAUCGAGCUGCUGCUGGAGGCUGUGAAGACUUCUAACGAGGACCUGGCCCAGACCUGGAAAAGGUCUGAGCAGUGGGCCACCAUCGAGCAGCUCUGCAGUACUGUGGGCGGGCAGCCGCCCAGCUCUCUGGGGUACGGCGCGGCGGGUGGAGCCUCAGCACCGUCUUCCUCCUCGUCCAUGUGGUCGUGUCUCCACUGCACCUUCAUGAACCAGCCUGGCACGGAGCACUGCGAGAUGUGCAGCCUGCCACGCAAUUAACACCAAAGCUGCCCCCUCUGCCGAUGACAUCACAGUAACAGGACCACACCCCUGCCUCCCUCUCCCUGCCCCCACAGAGCAGACAUCACAGUCUGCCCAUUCGGACUUUCAGACACAGUCACGUCAAACCCGUCGGGACGUCCUCAGUCCUCACAGCAUCAGAGGUGGGGCUUGGUUUAAAAAGCACUUUCCCAUAAUUAUAACCCCGCCCCCUCCAAACACAGCUCCUCCCACUCCAACUAAAAACCUGCUGUGACUCAGGAAACAGCGAAGACUGCAGUGUUUGGGCGUUCUCCGUCUUCAGCAGCUCCCAUCAGAAGCCUGUCUUCAUUGGACUGGACCUUUGUCUCCAUCAGGUUUUAGUCACGACCUUCAGUGGACAAUCACUGGUCCGACCACAGACCAGACCUACUCCACCUUCAUUUCCUGAUGUGGUUCCUGAUGGACUCUGGUUUGUUGGACUUUAGUUGAAAUUUUGGUGGAUUUGAAUUUGGACUUGUUGUGAUCUGUAGCUGAUUAAGGAAAAACGCCACGGACACAGAAUCAACGUGGUCGAAGCUACGAUCGUAUUCACCUUUAGGUGUUGCUGGAACCAACCAGUGUUCUCAGAGUUUGUUCUGUUUGAAUUCAUUAGCUCCUCCUCGUCCACACACUAGUGUCUCUGGUUGGUGUUUGAGGUGGAGAUAUUUAUGAGAUGUGUGAUUUUUUAUUUUAUUUUUUUCCCUGAAGAGUUUCACAGUAAUUCCAUAUGGAGUGAUAAAUAAUUUUCAAUUAAAUUUACAGAAAAUUGACAAUAUAUCUGGUAAAUGGAUCCAUUUUUUACCACCCCAUUGGAUUCUUUUUGGCUCCUCCCCCUCCAUGUAGAUCAUGUGAGAGCGACUUCUUCUGAUGUCACACUAACGACUGAACAGCGACAUCAUCUGUUUCCCUUCUGUUUCUGCUGCGUUCGCUGGUGGAGUCGUUGCAGGUCGUAGCAUCACAGCCAGUUCAUGUCAUUUGCUGUUUGCCUGGAUUUAAUAAAUGUGAUAAAAAUUUAAAAUGAAAUAAUAAUAAACUAAAACUCUUCCUACA
Messenger RNA from Cynoglossus semilaevis (tongue sole), 3158 nucleotides. RefSeq names its product NPL4 homolog, ubiquitin recognition factor (gene nploc4). Gene Ontology annotation, molecular function: ubiquitin protein ligase binding; ubiquitin binding. Gene Ontology annotation, cellular component: nucleus. The transcript is spliced from 17 exons. The record is from RefSeq and is a predicted model, not a curated record. Gene Ontology annotation, biological process: ubiquitin-dependent protein catabolic process. NCBI's taxonomy places the organism in Eukaryota, Metazoa, Chordata, Actinopteri, Pleuronectiformes, Cynoglossidae. The coding region runs from base 420 to 2087 and encodes 555 amino acids.